This is a messenger RNA of Medicago truncatula (barrel medic), 1407 nucleotides long. RefSeq names its product ribosomal RNA small subunit methyltransferase E. Bases 126 to 986 code for a protein of 286 amino acids. NCBI's taxonomy places the organism in Eukaryota, Viridiplantae, Streptophyta, Magnoliopsida, Fabales, Fabaceae. Gene Ontology annotation, molecular function: rRNA (uridine-N3-)-methyltransferase activity. The record is from RefSeq and is a predicted model, not a curated record. Gene Ontology annotation, biological process: rRNA base methylation. The transcript is spliced from 9 exons.
UUAUACGGGCUGACUUUGGGCCAAGUGGUGGACGGUUUCCCGCCAUAAUCCUGCAAAUGCAACGCAACCCGUUUCAUUUGAGACGAAGAAGAAGAGGAUAACAAUGAGAAAUUGAAUUGGUACAAAUGUUGCAAACCCUAGUAGUUCCCGCAAGGUUUCGCUUCGCAAAUCGAAUAUCUCUCCGUCGAAGCUUGAGCAGAAUUCGUUCAUUCAAUUCCGAUUAUGGAGAUCAGUCUCGUGGUGGGCUCCCUCGAUUCUACUCUGAAAUUCUUCCUCCUUCAAAGGGUAAUGUUAUUCGUGUUAAAGGCGAUGAAUUCUGGCACAUGACUAAAGUAUUGAGGCUCUCCACCAAUGCUAGGGUACAACUCUUCAAUGGAAAAGGAGGUUUGGUAGAAGGAUGCAUACAGAACAUUGACCGCACUGGACUUGAUUUUAUUGCAUUGACUGAUCUGAAGUUAGUGCCUCCACAAAAUUUUCAAUUGCAUGUAUUUUCUGGUUUUGGUACUCUGAAGGGUGGGCGCGCUGACUGGCUUGUAGAGAAGUGUACAGAACUUGGAGCCAGUAGUGUUACUCCGCUAUUGACUGAACGUUCUCCGUCAAUCUCAGAAAAUCGGGUGGACAGACUGGAACGUGUCAUUUUAGCGGCAUCUAAACAAUGUCAAAGACUGCAUGAAAUGAUCCUGAAACCUCCUGUAGAGAUUGGUGAUAUUUUGCAUCUUAUUGCGCAAUCAAAGCUAUCUCUUGUUGCAACAGCAGAAGCAACUCCUGUUCUUAAUGCAUUGACGUCACCAGAAAAGGAAACUAGUGGCUUAAUCGUAGUCGGGCCAGAGGGCGAUUUCACUGAGAAAGAAGUGAAUAUGAUGAUGGAAGCAGGUGCUAAAGCUGUUAGUCUUGGACCUCAUCGUCUUCGGGUUGAAACUGCCACGAUAGCACUUCUGACUACUGUUAUGUUAUGGUCCGACUCUAAGCAAAUUUCUGUCUCUUGACUCAUCUGUAUAUGUAUGUCCGGUUGGACCAUUGAAAUGACCUACAUAGAUCGUGAAGCAAACAUUUGUGUUGAUGCCCUUGCUUUAAGAAAACAUGAAGUAGAUUUCUGUUUACUUGUGUUGAAUGCUGUUACAGCUAGUAAUAGUUUACUCCUGACUCGAGGGGUGCAUGUUAAUCUAGUGUCAUGCCGUAGUCCUGUUUGUACACGGAUCCUCUCCUUCUCCCUCACAUACUUGUCAUCUGAAGAUUUUUUUUCUAAAAGUGACAGUAAGUCUGAACAGGUAUGAAUAAGUUUUAAUGUCGGACAAAAAAUAUGAUUAGUGAUAACAGUACAAUUGUAAAAACUCGCAUACUUGUCAUCUCAAGAUUUUUGGUCUAGAAGUGAUAGUAAGUCUAUUGUUAAUUGUUGCCUUUCACUUA